AUGGUAUGGAAUGUCACUGUUGACAAAGAUUUCCUCGUGAUUUGUAAAGCCGAUGAUUUCCAGAACAACAUACGGGUUGCAGAGAGCGAUUCGUUGAAGAUCAUAGUAGCUGAACAAACAGUGUAUUUAAAGACGGAAAUCACCAAAAGUCCUAAGGCAACCAAAGAAGAAGCGGGCACAAUCUACCCUGGGGAUCAGAUAAAGCUUUUCUGCAGUGCUGCCAAUGACGAACACGUGUGGGUGAACAAAAACUUGAGAGCACUGAAUAGUCGAGAUUUC
Molecule: messenger RNA, 279 nt
Organism: Mesorhabditis belari
Lineage: Eukaryota; Metazoa; Nematoda; Chromadorea; Rhabditida; Rhabditidae
Source: the annotation of a GenBank genome assembly